Messenger RNA from Penicillium psychrosexuale, 243 nucleotides. RefSeq lists its product as uncharacterized. The transcript is spliced from 2 exons. NCBI's taxonomy places the organism in Eukaryota, Fungi, Ascomycota, Eurotiomycetes, Eurotiales, Aspergillaceae. The record is from RefSeq and is a predicted model, not a curated record. The coding region runs from base 1 to 243 and encodes 80 amino acids.
AUGCCUGCCUAUCCUGCUGCUGCUAGCCCUGCUGCUGCCGAACCAGCUGCCAGCGUAGCUACCGAACCAGCUGUCCAACCAGCCACCGAACCAGCCGUCCAAACAGCCCUGUUCAACCAGCUGCCAGCCUGCCUGCGAACUUCCAACCUCCUUGCGAACCUGCCUGCGAACCUGCCUGCGAAUCAGCCUACGAAUCAAUCAGCUAACCAGUUAGAUAGCGAGGAGUUUAAAGAUUUCAUAUAA